AUAAGUUCAUUGUCUAUUUUAAAACAUGAAAUCGUUUUAUAUUUAGGCGGAAAACAAAUUAAAUAUUAUUUUGUAUGAGAGAUUGUGUAAAGAAUUUAUUUAACAUUUACAAAAAUGUCUAAAGUAGUGAACACGAAUGGAUAUAAGCCGGGCAGUAUCUACAGAAUAGCGCUUGAAAACUUUUUAACAUAUAAAGAAGUGGAGUUAUACCCUGGUCCCUCUUUGAACGUGAUAAUAGGUCCAAAUGGCACGGGAAAGUCAACUUUUGUGUGUGCUAUUAUUUUGGGUUUAUGUGGAAAAACCAGUGUUAUCGGAAGAGCUAAAAAGAUAUCUGAAUAUGUAAGGUGUGGUUGCGAACAAGCAAGUAUAGAAUUAGAGCUAUAUCAGAAACCAGGGCAGAGGAAUGUAAUCAUCACUAGAAGUUUCAAUCUUAAAGAACUAUCCAUGUGGUAUAUAGACCAUAAAACGGUUAGAGAGAAGCAGGUUCAGGAAUUAAUUGCAUCUUUUAAUAUACAGGUUGACAACCUCUGCCAACUACUACCACAAGAUCGCGUGCAGGAUUUCUCCAAGAUGGAUCCUCAACAGUUACUCCGAAGCACCUUAUCAGCUGUUGGAGGUCAGGACAGUGUGACGCAGCUCGACGAGCUGAUAAGCACGAGGAAUGAACAACGCUGCUUGAAUACUACACUAGAGAAUAAUGCUCAGAUGCUGCAAGAGCAGACUAGGUUGAACGAACGACUUAAAGUUAUAAUAGAUACAAUGAAUCAGCGUAAAGAAAUAGAGCACGAAAUUGAAAUUUGCGAAAAGAAAAAGCUAUGGAUAGAAUAUCAAGAACUAAGAGAAAAAGUAGUUGAAUAUACCAAUGAUAAGAAGGAAGCAGUUAAAUUAGUUACGUCACAUAAGAGUAAGAUGGAGCCACUAGAAAAGGUGUUGGAAAAAGCUAAAAGUGGGAUAAGUAAGAUGGAACAACAAAAGUUGAAUGCUGGUAGAGAACUGCACUCUCUAAAAGACAAAGUAAAAGAAACGUUAGACACAGUGCGAUCACAAGAAUACAUGUUAAAAGAUUUAGACACGGCGUUCCAAGAGAAAUUGGAACGGCAUCAGAAUAAAAAACAGGAGCUAUUGGAGGCUAAAACUAAGUUGGAAAAGCUGGUUACUGAUAAGGAAAGACUGGUGGAAAUUGUUGGUGAUGAGAGUAGAGUAAAAAUGGAAUUGGCCGAACUCCACAAGCCAAUAUCGAAGACGAAUGCGGCUAUUGAUACUUUAAAGAAACAGAAGUUAGAAGUGCAGUAUGAUUUGGAGAAUAAUGUUACACCUCAGAUACGGCUGUAUCAAAACAAAAUACGUAAUCUAGAAGACGUAGAUCUAAAGAGACUAGAAGUGCUCCGCUCUUACAGCGAAGACGCAUACAAUGCUGUAAUGUGGUUGAGAGAAAAUAAGGAGAUGUUCGAACACCAUGUGUACGAACCUAUGAUGAUGGAGAUAAACUUCACCGACCCGAAGUUCGCGCGUUACCUAGAAGCGACAGUCGCCGCUCGAGAUCUAGUUGCUUUCACGUUCGAAUCCAGUCGGGAUAUGAACUUGUUUCUAAAGAAAGUUCGAGAAACUGGCCUGAAACGGGUGAACGCUGUGUGCAGCCCGCCGGAUAGUUUCAAUAUGCAGCGGCAGGAUAUAUCGCAGUUGAGCUACCUGGGCUUCUACACGUACCUGUCGGACACGGUGCGCGCCCCGGAGCCGAUACUGCGCUACCUGUGCGCGCACUACCGCCUGCACCGCGUGCCGCUCGGCGACGCGCACACGUACGGGAACAGCGCCAACGUGCCCGCGCACAUCACGCACUUUUAUACCGAAAACCACAAGUUCACGGUACGAGUGUCAGCGUACAGUGGCGCUAAAUCGAGUUCAACUGUUGAGAUUCGUCCUGCAAGGCUAUUGGCUAAUACCGUGGAUGUUGAGCAGAUUACUAAUUUUAAUACUCAAUUGUCAAGAUUGGAACAAACAUCACAAUCUCACAGAUUAAAAAUGAAGGAGAUAGAAAACAAAUUGUCCGCCUUGGAAGUUAGUUUAAACGAAUUCAAUACAAAGAGGAAAAAGAUCAACGAAGGAGUGGAGAAGGUACGAACGUUAAGCGCACAAAUUCGUCUUCAAAACAAAAAGAUUCAAGAUAUAGAAAACGAGCCGACACUCAACAUAGAACAAGAGAAAGAAAAGACCAAGAGGAGACAGAGGGAGAUUGUGUUACAGCAGUGUUUGGCGCAAGAGGAGUUAAGAGGGAGUAUGAAGGAGUUGCAAGGGAAGAUGUUAGAUAGGGAAUUGUGGACGGUGAAAUUGGAUAUAAGCAGGAAUGCAAUUGUGCAACAGGAGUCGCAAUUAAGGGAAUUGAGAAGCGAACUAAGAAAUGUUCAAGCCACACUAGAAAACAUAGAAAACCUCCUAACGCGUGCAAAAUCGAACGCCAAAGAGAAACUUCUAGAAGCAAAAAGAACGUGCAACAAUAAACUGCCGCAAGACGCGGAUUUUCCAUACAAACAACAAUUUGAUGAUUUACCAUCGGAUCUCACUCGAUUGCAAGAACAUUGCUUCGAGUUGCAGACGAGAAUCGAGUGUAUGGACGGUGGUGAUGACCAGGUUUUAAAAGAAUACGAAGCACGCGAAAGAACGAUAGCUAAACUCAAAAUGGACGUCAACAACUCAGCUGAUUUGAACAAGCGGCUUGAAGACAAGAUGAAUUCACUCAAAGCAAAAUGGCUGCCAUCUCUAGAAGUGCUACUGAGCAAUAUAAACAAAAGUUUUGGCGACAUGUUCGCUAAGAUGGGUUGCGCUGGUGAAAUUAAAUUGGAAAAAGCCGGUUCUGAUGAGGACUACGACAAGUACGGCGUCGGCAUAUUCGUCCGUUUCCGCGCGGACGAGCAGCUGCAGCAGCUCACGCGGCACGCGCAGUCGGGCGGCGAGCGGGCGCUCUGCACCGCGCUCUACCUGCUGGCGCUGCAGGCGCGCGCCGCCACCAGCGUGCCCUUCCGAUGUGUCGAUGAAAUCAACCAAGGCAUGGACGCUAUAAACGAACGGAAAAUGUUCCAGCUUUUGGUUAAGGUGACCACGCAGCAGGAAAACUCGCAGUACUUCUUGUUGACGCCUAAACUACUAUCAAAACUGGAGUACGACGAAAAAAUAAUGAUACACACAAUAAUGAAUGGCCAGAGAAUAAUGAACUACAGGCAAUGGAAGUAUCAGAAGCAUUUGGAAAACGCGCGAGAGUACAAAGAGUCAUGCUAAUUUCUAACUAAUAUGUAUAACUAGCUGUGCCCUGCGGUUUUACCCGCAUUGUUCCGCUCCUGUUGGUCUUAGCGUGAUGAUAUAUAGCCUAUAACCUUCCUCAAUAAAUGGACUAUCUAACAGUGAAACAAUUUUUCAAAUCGGACCAGUAGUUCGUGAGAUUAGCGCGUUCAAGCAAACAAACUCUUCAGCUUGAUAAAAUUUAUAUAGUAUAAACUAAGUAACUUGAAAUAUUGAUCUGUAUAACAUCCUAAUUACCUAACGGUAUGAUAUAGAUGUCACAGUGAAAUUGUUGGAUCAGUCGUUUAAUGAAUAGCCUAGGCGUUUCAUUAAUUGGAGACGUUAAAGCUCUAAUCUGUACUAAUAUUAUAAAGGGGAAAGGUUUGUAAUUAUGUUUGUAUAUAUGUAUGGUUUUCACGCAUAAACUACUGGACCGAUUUCAAA
Molecule: messenger RNA, 3717 nt
Organism: Colias croceus (clouded yellow)
Lineage: Eukaryota; Metazoa; Arthropoda; Insecta; Lepidoptera; Pieridae
Gene: SMC5
Product: structural maintenance of chromosomes protein 5
Exons: 20
Coding region: 115-3273 (1052 amino acids)
Biological process (GO): double-strand break repair via homologous recombination
Cellular component (GO): Smc5-Smc6 complex
Molecular function (GO): ATP hydrolysis activity; ATP binding
Source: RefSeq, a predicted model, not a curated record